Messenger RNA from Heterocephalus glaber (naked mole-rat), 664 nucleotides. Its product is annotated as cell division control protein 42 homolog. Gene Ontology annotation, molecular function: GTP binding; GTPase activity. NCBI's taxonomy places the organism in Eukaryota, Metazoa, Chordata, Mammalia, Rodentia, Bathyergidae. The record is from RefSeq and is a predicted model, not a curated record. Gene Ontology annotation, biological process: small GTPase-mediated signal transduction.
CCAACGCCCCAGCAGAGAAGCUGAGGUCAACAUCAAAUUUGAAAUAUUUAAACUAUUUCCACAAUGCAGACAAUUAAGUGCAUUGUUGUGGGCGAUGCUGCUGUUGGUAAAACAUGUCUCCUGAUAUCUUAUACAACAAACAAAUUUCCAUCUGAAUAUGUACCAACCGUUUUUGACAAUUAUUCAGUUACAAUUAUGAUUGGUGGAGAGCCAUAUACUCUUGGGCUUUUUGAUACUGCAGGACAAGAGGAUUAUGACAGACUAUGACCAUUGAGUUAUCCACAAACAGAUGUAUUUCUAGUCUGUUUUUCAAUGGUCUCUCCAUCCUCAUUUGAAAAUGUGAAAGAAAAGUGGGUGCCUGAGAUAACUCACCACUGUCCAAAGACUCCUUUCUUGCUUGUUGGGAACCAAAUUGACCUCAGAGAUGACCCCUCUACUAUUGAGAAACUUGCCAAGAACAAACAGAAACCUAUCACUCCAGAGACUGCUGAAAAGCUGGCCCGAGAUCUGAAGGCUAUCAAGUAUGUGGAGUGUUCUGCACUCACACAGAAAGGCCUAAAAAAUGUGUUUGAUGAAGCAAUAUUGGCUGCCCUGGAACCUCCAGAACCAAAGAAGAGCUGCAGGUGUGUGCUGCUAUGAACAUCUCUCCAGAUCCCUUUCUGCA